AUGUUCUUUGUGAAGAGGAGUCACACAACAAAGGUGUGCAAUACUUCUAUGGUGAUUUAUAAGACAUUGUGGGGAAAUGGUCUUAUGGUAAAAAAAAGGACAGAAACGGCGCAGAAGGCUGGGGAGGACAGAGCCAUUCUGCUGGGGUUGGGAAUGGUGUUCAUCUCGGUCAUGAUGCACUUUGUGAUCUGUAUCACCAUGGUGCGUGCUUAUGCAGACAAGAAGUGUUAUGUCAUGACUGCUUUAAUAAUAUUUAGCUAUACAUAUAUGAAUUCAUCAUUAAAUAUUAUUAAACAAAUAACUCAUGGCUUUGUUUUUCCACAGUGUUUUUAUGUGCCAAAAUGCCAGAAGGAGUGUUAUGAUCCAGAACAUUUCGGAGCAGGUGACUCCAGCGAGCAUCAGGGCAGCGUCUGUCUUCACUCUCUCUUCUGGCCCUCCUGCAUGUUAUCUGGAGGAACCUUCAUCACACUCAUGGUCAAGCUCACUCAGUACCUUUCCAUACUGUGUGAACAAAUUGGCAAAGCCCCAAAGUGAAAGGGGCACAGUGAUUGACAGACUUAGUGAAGUGAAUGAAGGAGCUUUCAUUUCUUCUUCAAAUGUUUUUUUUUUUUUUUUGGCCUCCUGCUGUUCAAGGAUUGACUGGAAAUUGAUAUCUUAGUCUUCCAUGCCUAAGCUAUAUCAUAACCACAACUCAUAUCUCUGAAAUGCUGCUCUAUUCCAGAUGGAGUUUGUGCUGUUUGUAGAAGGGCAUUAUUAAUGUGUGUAAAUACAAUGUUUGACAUUUGUUAAUGUUUA
Cyprinus carpio (common carp) is the source of this 795-nucleotide messenger RNA. RefSeq names its product calcium-activated potassium channel subunit beta-2-like. The transcript is spliced from 3 exons. The record is from RefSeq and is a predicted model, not a curated record. NCBI's taxonomy places the organism in Eukaryota, Metazoa, Chordata, Actinopteri, Cypriniformes, Cyprinidae. The coding region runs from base 1 to 534 and encodes 177 amino acids.